AUAAAUGCUUACAUGAAUCAAGCGAUAAUUUUAGUAAACCAGCUUGUUUUGUUUUUCUUGUAAUAUUACCAAAUUUUUACGCAUUGAUUGAGUAAUAUAGACAUAGAAUUGUGUUUUGUAAGUUUGUAAAUCUGAAAGUGUAACAGAAUGGCAGGUGUGCCGACGGAUUGGCAGUUAGGAUGCGUCGAAGUAAAGCAAAGAGGAGCUUACCUUCUUCAAUCCGGGCAAUGGUCUGAUUGCACCUUCUUAGUGGGUGCCGAGCCGCACCGCGUGGCCAUAGCUGGUCACAAGCUGGUCCUGGCGAUGGCGUCUCCAGUUUUCGAGGCAAUGUUUUAUGGCGGCAUGGCGGAGAGGAAUGAACCCAUACCUAUAUUAGACGUGCAGCCUGAGGCCUUCAGAGCUCUGUUAGAGUACAUAUACACAGACAAUAUAAACAUAAGUUCAUUUGACAAGGCCUGUGAACUAUGCUACGGAGCUAAGAAGUACAUGCUGCCUCAUCUAGUGAAGGAGUGCACUCGCUAUCUCUGGUCUGACCUGUACCCCCGGAAUGCGUGUCGGGCUUAUGAGUUUGCCAGGUUGUUCGAAGAAAAUGUGCUCAUGGAUAAAUGUAUACAGAUAAUCAGCACAAACACCAAAGAUGUCCUCAACGACAGUAGCUUCGAGGAUGUGGAGCUGAACACUGUGAUCACCCUCUUCACCCUGGACCAUUUAAACAUCGACAGUGAACUGGAUCUGUUUGAAGCCGCAGUAAGAUAUGCCAAGGCCCAGGAUAAGAGGAAUCAGGAGAGGAGCAUCAGCCCACCCUCAGAGAAUGGACCUCCAACCGAGAAGAAAUCUAAAAGUCCUGCACCAUCUACUUCUAAAGAUAAGGUCGUGAAUGUGGAAAGCAGUGCAGAGAACAGCCCAGAAGCCGUCACUGAGCCUGCGAAGACCAGUGAGCCCGCCGACCAGCCGCAGCCGGGACCCUCAGAUGAAAGCAAGAAGAAUAAACAGGACGUCAAGGACAAGCCAACGAUUCGCAGUGCGAUAGAAAAGAUCCGCUUCCUGACGCUGACCCCGCAGCAGUUCGCGGAGGGCCCAGCGAGGUCCUCCCUCCUCACAGAGUCCGAAGCCUUCGCCGUCCUCAUGAACAUCCUCUCUAGCUCCUCAGACGUCCCCAUGCCCAGUGGCUUCUCAACAUGCAGGGUGCCCAGGAAACAGCUGAUUGGAGAUGGACCUUCCUCAAAUAUGGCGACACUGACGGUAGACACGCCCAGCCCCGUGAUGAUGGAGCAGGUGUUCGGCGCGCCUUCACAGCCCUCCUGUCUGCCGCACUACCCGCGGCCUUCCAGACACGAUGGUUUAUACAAUUUCUAUAAUUUGUCCCGCAGUAGGCGUCCGCCACUCGUCGCUCGUCCCGCCCGCGGGCCGCGCGGCGGGCGAGGCGGAGCUGGCGCGGGCCGCCGACUACACCAAGAUCUACUGCCAGCGCCCCAUCAUCCAGCACACCGACUGCCUCAACACCUCCGUCCUGGACUGCUCCGUCACCUUCAUGGUCGACAAGAACAUCUGCCUGCUCGGCGUGCAGGUCCCGACGCAGGCCCCGUCCGAGGAGUCGGGGCAGGGCGCGGGCGGCAGCUACUGCGAGCUGCUGUACGCGCACCUGCUGGACGCGGACGGGGCGCGCCUCACCUACACGCACUACACCAGCCGCGUGCCCUUCCGCCAUCUGCUCGACAUCAUGUUCAACCGCCCCGUCUACAUACAGCGGAACAAGGUUUACAAAGUGGGCAUCGUAUUCAACAAGGUAGGCUGGUACCCGAUGGGCACCUGCGCGCAGCAGGUAGCCGCGGAGUCCGUUUUCUUCAAUUUCUGCAUCGGACAGAGCAGCGACUCCGUCCGCGACGGUCUCAUACGUUCCAUCAUCUUCACCUACUAGCAACCAAUUUCCCCCGAUCCCAUCGUCAUCGUCCUGUAACUGAUUUCGUACGAAGCCGACGCGUGAAUAGAUUAGGCGUGAAUUGAAAUUUUCUCUCUUCUUAUUUUUUUCAUCUAAUUUUGAACACAGAUUAGUUGAUGAAGCUUUAUUGCUGGUUAUGUCACUCCAAGUCAUAGCAGCACAUGCCGGCGCGUGAUUUCAAUUCACGCGGCUCAUAUUCACGCCUCGUCUAAUGAGUAUAAAAUCAGUUUCAGACGCAUAAGGUUGUGGAUGUCAUAGUUUAGGAUGUAUAUAAGAGAUGGCGCUGUAUUUAAAACAGUGAAAACACUUUGUAUCAAACCUUUUUGAACUCAUCGAUCAGAACUUACACUUACCAAGGUAUAACGUGUCAUACGUAUUUCUAAUUUGCCUGGAUAACUGUAUGCUAUGCUUAUUAAUUGCUUCGGUGUGGUCGCAGCAAAUUAUACCGAAGCUAAUAUUAACUUAUAUAAUUAUGUCUAUACGUUAAAAUGCCAAUGACGGCUGGACAAAUUCAUACUUUAGUAAGUCACUAAAUUUUAAGCAUUUCAAAACUUAUUUAUUAGAUGAUAAGGUGUAAUUUUAUCUGACCUCUGAGGUAGAGUUGUACGCUCAAAGUUGCGGUUUUAAAACCUUGGUUUCGACCUCUCCAGUGGAUAAGUUGAACAUGCUAUUGAUAAAUUAUUCGCCGGUGUCUAAGAGUCUCGGCUGAAAGUGAUACCUGUACCAUUAAGUCUUGUAGCAAGACUGUUGUUGUUUUGGAAAGGGACAACGCGCUACACUGAGCGUAGUGGCAUCUCGCUUUCAGAACUAUAAGAGGUGUUGGCUGGCCAACUGGUUGCCACCGGUUCAUUGAUAUCGAAAAUUUAUCUCUGUAAUGGUAGAUUAGUGUGAUUAUUAAAUAAAUAAAUAAAUAAAUAAAUAAAUGAUGUCAAGCGCCAUGAUUGUCGUACGACGAACAAAAAGUGGUGGCCAUAUGCACAUUGAUAUCAAUUGAUUUUUUAUAAUGUACCCAUUUGGUACGAUACUGUGUAUACAUAAUAUAUCCAAUAUAUCCAUUAAUUACAUUACAUACAUUUGUAUUUUUUAAUAUGUAGAACGACAUAUGAAAAUGUUUCUCUGUAAAUUAAACCUUGGUCUAUGUCAGAAGAUUGCCAAAUACAGUGUAAAUAUAUAGUGUAAAUAAUUUUAAUUUCUCUUAAUUGUUAGUAGGUAUGGGAUUAAGUACCUAAUACUUGUCUUGCAUUUUACAGCUGAUCCCCAUCAUCAGUGGGACCAAUGAUUUCUUUUUUUUUUGUGAAUUGUGUAUGAAAAUCACUAUCUGUAACUGUACUCUAACUUGUAGUUUUUGUUAAAAUCUAUUUAUUAAAUAUUUUAUAUGAA
This is a messenger RNA of Trichoplusia ni (cabbage looper), 3319 nucleotides long. RefSeq lists its product as uncharacterized. The transcript is spliced from 9 exons. Gene Ontology annotation, cellular component: cytosol; P-body. Gene Ontology annotation, biological process: neurogenesis. Gene Ontology annotation, molecular function: protein binding. Lineage: Eukaryota; Metazoa; Arthropoda; Insecta; Lepidoptera; Noctuidae. The coding region runs from base 148 to 2004 and encodes 618 amino acids. The record is from RefSeq and is a predicted model, not a curated record.